AUGGCUUCUCUUUCUCCUCCCCGGAAACGCCACCGCCAUUACCAUAGCAGGCACAUAUCCUCAUCAUCUUCAUAUGAAAGGUCACGACAUCGAACCCCAAUUCGACGCAGGGACAGAGAAACCCAAUUGAGGCGUGGCAGAAGCCGUGACAGACACAGCAGAAAUCGCACCAGAACCAGAACCAGAACCAGAUCCAGAAACCGACGCCAUGAUUACAGUUCAAGACAUUCAAGGUAUAAGAGAGAUUACCCAGUGGAGAGAAGCAAUGAAAGCUCAAUAGUACGGUAUGAUCGGUCAUGUCCAUUAUUACUUUACAGACAUUUUAUAAGUGGCCUAGAUGUUAGCAUAUUACCAGACGAAGCACACCGCAGGUACGAACCCUACCUUCGCCAUCUCAAAAAGGGCUUUUUUGCUGCACAUAAAGAAGACCCCUGGUUAAAACAUCUGUACCAUCCUUCCCACAUAGAGAUUGCUAUUAAAAAACGGAAUGAAAUUGCAAAGGCAGUGGCGAAGAAUUUCUUUCAAGAUCUUCAAAAUGGUACUUUGGUGAGCUUGAGAGAUUACCCACCUAAAAAUGCUGUGAGACAUUUGAAGGAAUUGAACCAGGCGCGCUGCCUUAUUGCCAAGGUUGAUGCAGAGAAGGGUAUUGAAGAAAAUCUUCUGGUUUCCUCUGGGCAAGAUGGGUUUUUUGCCCAGUUUGUCCCUGUGAAAACCCCAGAUCAGAGCAUCAAAACUCUUGGUGGGAUUGAGCUUCUGAAUGUGGUGAUUACAUAUUUGUGGCUUGUUCAUGCUAUAGAUUACUAUGGGAUGGCUGAACUAGGCAAGGAUUUUAUGACUAGGGAGGAAAAAAAUCUGUCAGCUGCUGAACUGGAACAGAGGUUGGAUUCUGUGUGGCAGGGGAGGUUACAGGCCAAGGAUCCCUUGCAUGUCUCUCUGGGAAAAGAUAAGCUGGAAUGUUUGCUUAACAGAAAUUUAUGUGUCCACUUUACCAUAGUGGAAAAAGAGAAAGGUGAUGGGCAUAUAAAAAUAAGUUAUGUUUGUAAAGAGAAAUCUUGUGGCAAACGCUGUAAAGCAUUUGGAGAUAUCAUCACUCAUAUCCAUGAUGAACACAGUGAGGUUGUGGAAGAUUACAGUUUACAGGCAAGGGGGGAGAUUUACUUUGAGAAUUAUAUGAAUGAUCCGUUUGCACCAUGUAGUGUUAAUGGUGGAUAG
Messenger RNA from Cryptomeria japonica (Japanese cedar), 1212 nucleotides. RefSeq names its product serrate RNA effector molecule. Gene Ontology annotation, biological process: mRNA processing; primary miRNA processing. Gene Ontology annotation, cellular component: nuclear body. Bases 1 to 1212 code for a protein of 403 amino acids. The transcript has a single exon. NCBI's taxonomy places the organism in Eukaryota, Viridiplantae, Streptophyta, Pinopsida, Cupressales, Cupressaceae. The record is from RefSeq and is a predicted model, not a curated record.